Messenger RNA from Drosophila virilis, 5054 nucleotides. RefSeq names its product F-box protein 11 (gene FBXO11). Gene Ontology annotation, biological process: regulation of apoptotic process; ubiquitin-dependent protein catabolic process. Lineage: Eukaryota; Metazoa; Arthropoda; Insecta; Diptera; Drosophilidae. Gene Ontology annotation, molecular function: protein binding; zinc ion binding. The record is from RefSeq and is a predicted model, not a curated record.
UAUUGACCGCAGGGCUAUCGAAAAGUCAUCGUAGGCUGAACUGCAGGCCUGUCGUGCUCGUUUCUGUCGUACCUGCCUGGUUUGCAAAUUAAUAAAUUUUGCUUAUCGUGCGGAUUUGCAAUCACAUAUGGCAACAAAGUUGCCAGAAACCCAAUUAAAAGUGAAACUGAUGAAAAAGUGUGUGAAAAUAAGGAAGAAAACUUUAUGAAAUUUUCAGCUGCCAAUACGAAGCAAGGCACAAAGAGCAAACAAAAGAAACAAUGAGCGAGCGAAACAGCAGGCCCCAGUGUGAUAGCUAGUGCAACUCUUCUUUCCAAAUAAAACAAAACAAAUGAGAAACAAAGGAUAGAAACCCCGAAAAACUCCGCACACACACACGCACACCAAUACAUACAAUAGGAAGAAAAGCAGAUGAUGAAGCAGGCAAAAACUGGCCGAUAAACGACAAUAAAGUUAAUAAAAAAUGUACGACUAUAAACUCCUAUUUUUAUAAAUCAGAUUGAACAAAAACUAACUGUGAACAGAGUGCUUAGUUUGCAGCAAUGCAUGCGAACUGCAAGUGAAAGGAGAAAAUCCGUUGUCAUCGGCUAAUAAAACUGUUUCUCUGUCUGUGUCUGUGCCUGUGCAUGUGUAUCUGUGUGUGUGUGCGCGUUUGCAAGUGUGAGUGUGUGGAAUUGGGUUUGGGGUUGGUAAAUUGUGAAAAGUGUUAAACGCCACAAGGCUUUUCCCCCGCACUCCUCCCGGAGCAAGAAUUUUAAUUUCAAAAAAUGCCCAGCGCCUCGUUCACAUCAUCGCGCACCUAUGUGCGCCGCUCCAGACGAAAAGGAGCCAAUCGCAUUGCCAUGCCAAAUCGCCCCACUGGCAAUAUAAUGGAUCCCAUGCUGCAGCAGUCUGUGCAUGCCCAGCAAAACAAUGCCGCAACCACAAGCACAGCCUCCGUGGCAGCAUCAGCAGCUGGAAGUAGCAAUAGCUCCAACAAUAGUAACAGUAACAACAAUAAUGCAGCUCCUGGCAGCGCCAACUCCACGGAGUACUUCGACAGCGGUCAGUCGACGAGUAGUGCCGCUGGGGGCAGCAGCAGCAAUGGUACAACCGGACCCUCCUCUGGUCUUAAUCAAAACCAGAGCAUGAGUAAUAUCUACAAUGCUGUGCAGAUUAUGGACACCUCCGACGGCAAUUCCGCUCUGGCCAGCACCUCGUCGGCCGCCGGUCCAAGCAACAGCAGCAGCAACAGCCUCACCUGCAACUCAAACUUUCCCAGCACAUCGGCUGCCAGUCAGAAUAGCAGCACCUCCUGCUGCCAUCAGUCGCCAUAUGAUCUGCGUCGCAAGAUAUCCGCUGUGAACAACCACGACCAAUGGUGCUCCACAGGCACCAGCGCUGGCCAAUCGGUGGCCAUAAUGGUUGGUCCAGCCAGCAGUUCGCCACCUCUAUUAAAUCCCAGCACAUCACCUGCCAGCAGCUCCUCAGCUUCAAGCUCGUCAUCAGCCUCGUCGUCGUCAUCGCCAUCGGCCAUUGUGCAGGCACCAUCAACCAGCGCCACCUUUCCCGUAAACAAUGCGCCCACAACAGGUGCAACGCUUGCCCAGCCACCGAAUGUGCAUAGUUCCGUGCCGCAGCAGCAACAUUGCGGUGCGCUUCCAGUGGGCGGUGCAGCAGCGGUCAUUGAGGAGAAUAAUUAUAUGUUGCCGGCACGCAAACGCUCGCGACGCCUCUACACGCAGAGUGGGGAGGCCGACACGGCGGCAAUGCCCAGCAUGGAAGCGGGCAGUGGCGGUAGUGCGGCGAGCGGAGGUGGACCCACGGCCGCCCAAUAUCUGCAGUAUGAAUUGGCAGAUGAGGUGCUUCUGGCCAUAUUCUCUUACCUGCUAGAACAGGAUCUGUGCCGACUGGCUCUGGUGUGCAAACGAUUCAAUACCAUUGCCAACGACACGGAAUUAUGGAAGCGUCUCUAUCAGUCUGUCUUUGAGUACGAUUUACCUCUGUUUAAUCCGGAGCUGUGUAAAUUUGUCUUUGAGAAGCCCGAGGAAUCUGAAUUUGCCAAUCCCUGGAAGGAGAGCUUCCGUCAGCUCUAUCGUGGCGUUCAUGUUCGUCCUGGCCAUCAGGACAGACGGCAACCUGGUCGCAGCAUUGUCUUCUUUAAUACUAUACAAGCAGCUCUCGAUUAUCCUGAGGAGCGUGCCGCUGCAGCCUUUGCCUCGGGCUCCAAUGCUGGCGCUGGCGCUGGUAAUCUCAAUGCUGGUCUCUCAAACACCAGUAGCGCCGGCAGCGGAGGCGCCGCCAGCGUCAAUGCCCUGGCCAACAUAUACGAAGAGAAUGUGCCGCCAGCGGAGCAUCCAGGUCCACUCAUCUUCCUGCAUGCCGGCCACUACAAAGGAGAAUAUCUAUUCAUUGACUCCGACGUGGCACUCGUAGGGGCGGCGCCCGGCAACGUGGCCGAGUCUGUGGUGCUCGAACGAGAGGCCGGCUCCACUGUGAUGUUUGUGGAGGGCGCCAAAUACGCCUAUGUAGGCUACCUGACGCUCAAAUUUUCCCCAGAGGUCACGUCCACGGUGUCGCAUCACAAGCACUACUGCCUGGACAUCGGUGAGAACUGCUCGCCAACGGUGGACAACUGCAUCAUACGCUCCACAUCUGUGGUCGGUGCCGCUGUCUGCGUUGGUGGCGUCAGUGCCAAUCCCGUUAUACGCAACUGUGACAUCAGCGACUGCGAAAAUGUUGGCCUCUAUGUAACGGACUAUGCCCAGGGGACCUACGAGCACAACGAGAUCAGCCGCAAUGCCUUGGCCGGCAUUUGGGUAAAGAACUUCGCGAGCCCCAUAAUGCGUGAGAAUCACAUACAUCAUGGACGCGAUGUGGGGAUAUUCACCUUUGAAAAUGGCAUGGGCUAUUUUGAGAAGAACGAUAUACACAACAAUCGCAUUGCUGGUUUUGAGGUCAAGGCUGGAGCCAAUCCCACGGUGGUCAAAUGUGAGAUACAUCAUGGACAGACGGGAGGCAUCUAUGUGCAUGAGAAUGGACUGGGACAGUUUAUUGAAAAUCGAAUACACUCGAAUAAUUUUGCAGGCGUGUGGAUAACAUCGAACAGCAAUCCCACCAUACGCAAGAACGAAAUCUAUAAUGGCCAUCAGGGUGGCGUCUAUAUCUUUGGCGAGGGUCGCGGACUGAUUGAGCACAACAACAUCUAUGGGAACGCGUUGGCUGGUAUUCAGAUACGGACGAACAGCGAUCCGAUUGUGCGGCACAACAAGAUUCAUCAUGGCCAGCAUGGCGGCAUUUAUGUGCACGAGAAGGGUCAGGGUCUGAUUGAGGAGAAUGAGGUGUACUCCAAUACAUUGGCUGGCGUGUGGAUAACAACGGGCAGCACUCCAGUGCUGCGACGUAAUCGCAUUCACUCCGGCAAGCAAGUGGGCGUCUAUUUCUAUGAUAAUGGGCAUGGCAAGCUGGAGGAUAACGACAUCUUUAACCAUCUGUAUUCGGGUGUGCAGAUACGCACUGGCAGCAAUCCGGUGAUACGUGGCAACAAGAUCUGGGGCGGCCAGAAUGGCGGCGUGCUGGUCUACAAUGGCGGACUGGGUCUGCUCGAGCAGAAUGAGAUUUUUGACAAUGCCAUGGCCGGCGUAUGGAUAAAAACCGACUCGAAUCCCACGCUCAAACGGAACAAGAUCUACGAUGGACGCGAUGGCGGCAUAUGCAUAUUCAAUGGCGGCAAGGGUAUACUCGAAGAGAACGAUAUAUUUCGUAAUACGCAGGCGGGCGUCCUGAUCUCUACGCAAUCGCAUCCGAUACUGCGACGCAAUCGCAUCUAUGACGGACAAGCGGCUGGCGUAGAGAUAACCAACAAUGCAACAGCUACGCUAGAGCACAAUCAGAUAUUCAAGAAUAAAUUCGGUGGCCUGUGCCUGGCCAGCGGUGUGCAGCCAAUUACGCGCGGCAAUAACAUAUUCAACAACGAGGAUGAGGUGGAGAAGGCCGUAUCCAGCGGCCAGUGCCUGUAUAAGAUAAGCAGCUAUACAUCCUUUCCCAUGCAUGACUUUUAUCGCUGCCAGACCUGCAAUACAACGGAUCGGAAUGCUAUAUGCGUGAAUUGCAUAAAGAACUGUCAUGCCGGACAUGAUGUUGAAUUUAUACGACACGAUCGUUUCUUUUGUGACUGCGGUGCCGGCACCCUGUCCAAUCAGUGUCAGCUGCAGGGCGAGCCCACGCAGGACACGGACACGCUCUAUGACUCGGCAGCACCCAUGGAAUCGCACACACUGAUGGUUAACUAGGGCAUCAGCAGCAGCAGCAACAUCAUCAUCAUCAGCAAGAACACACUAAUGGUAUUUUAUGUUUUCAAUUAAGCUUACAAGCUCUCAACUGUUUAGACUUUAAGACGCGCUCGGUAAAGAACAAAAAAAAAAAAAAACAAAAAACAACUCCCAUACACGUGUUGCUGUACAUAUUCACUGAAACACAUACACGCUCACUAUAAUACAAUUCAUUGUAUAUAAAUAAUAAUUAAUCUGCGUUCAAAAUUUAAAUCAAUGUGCAAUUUAGUUUAAACUAAUUCAAAAUACAAUUUAUGGAAAUGCUUCGCUUCUCCCAAUAUCCCACACAAACUGUCACAACGAAACAAAAUACAAUUUCAAAAUAUUGCAUUUCUUUUUGUACGAGAAACGAGAUACUUGAUUAAACGAAGAGACGAGCAUAUGAUUUACGGCUGAUAAACAAUGAUAUAAAAAAAACCCUAAAAAAAAACCCAGUGAAGAAAUCGAUUUUGUAAUGUAGCUAAGUAGAGUUUUUUUUUGGAACUUCCAAUUUAAACUAAAAAAUAAAGCGAAAUGAAAUGUAUUUUAAGCCGUUGACAAACGACAAAAACAACUACAACAACAAUUCGAAAAGCAAUUUUAAGUAUUAAUAACAACUUAGAUGAACGAACAGCAGCCGCUUUUUGCUUUAGCAACAAAACUAACAAGCAUACAAAUAUAUAGAUAUAUAUACACAUUUAUAUAACUAACUAUACAUAAAUACAGUUUACAGAAUCAAAAGCGUUUAAUAAGCAUCAAAAAUAA